UUUUUGUGAUUCGUUUUCUCCCUUACAGUAUACAGAGACCGUCUCACCUUCUCUGCUGAGUGCUGAGUCACGAAAUUAUGGAUGCAGAUUCACACUGACGUUCACUUCUCUUGCUCUCCUCGUUUUCCACAAUUUUUCGCGCGCACCUCCGUACUAGAGAUCUGAUCCCCGAUACGCGUCGCCGUUUUGUGCGCAGAGCCAUUCGUGAAUCGUUUCAUGCUCUAAUUUCCUGUGACUCCACGGUUCCCAUCGCUUCUGCCGAAUCGGAAGAUGGGAUUAGUGUUCACGAAAUUGUUUUCGUCCCUCUUCGGUAACAAGGAAGCUCGAAUCCUCGUUCUCGGCCUCGACAAUGCCGGAAAAACUACCAUCCUCUAUCGGCUUCAGAUGGGUGAAGUUGUGUCAACGAUUCCAACAAUCGGGUUUAAUGUUGAAACCGUGCAAUAUAACAACAUUAAAUUUCAAGUUUGGGAUUUAGGUGGGCAAACCAGUAUCAGGCCAUAUUGGAGGUGUUACUUUCCAAAUACUCAAGCAAUAAUCUAUGUUGUUGAUUCGAGUGAUACCGAUAGGCUUGUGAUAGCUAAGGAAGAGUUCCAUGCUAUUCUGGAGGAAGAAGAGCUAAAGGGUGCAGUUGUUCUCAUUUUUGCAAACAAACAGGACCUUCCUGGUGCCCUUGAUGAUGCUGCAGUGACAGAGUCUCUGGAAUUGCACAAGAUAAAAAAUCGCCAAUGGUCUAUUUUUAAAACUUCUGCCAUAAAAGGCGAAGGACUUUUUGAGGGCCUGGACUGGCUGAGCAAUACACUCAAGUCUGGAGGUGGCUAAAGGUAUCAGCCUCAACCAAUUUGAUAAUUAGAUCGAUUGGUGAAUUCAAAAGAAGGGUUAACAUGUGUAGUUUGUAUGAAAUUUCACCGCUGAAUUGACGUCAUAAUAUAUCAUUAUUAUUCAAUUCUCAUACACAUGUAUUUCAAUCCCCCUUUUUGUGUUUUGAAGAUUAAGGAUAUGAACGUUGGUCAUUGAUUGGUUUUGUUUACUGAACUUAGUUGGGUCCUUUUUGUAUUUCUCAGUCCGUUUCUCGGAACCCUUCAUAUGCUAGUAAAGAAAAUUGUUAUAAGAUUCUGUAAUCGAUAGCUUCAUCAUUUUUCA
Messenger RNA from Arachis stenosperma, 1140 nucleotides. Its product is annotated as ADP-ribosylation factor 1. Gene Ontology annotation, cellular component: Golgi apparatus; cytoplasm. The coding region runs from base 271 to 819 and encodes 182 amino acids. Lineage: Eukaryota; Viridiplantae; Streptophyta; Magnoliopsida; Fabales; Fabaceae. The record is from RefSeq and is a predicted model, not a curated record. The transcript has 8 exons. Gene Ontology annotation, biological process: intracellular protein transport; vesicle-mediated transport. Gene Ontology annotation, molecular function: GTP binding; GTPase activity.